AUGCAGUGGCAAGUUUCAUACGACGGAAAGCUCCUGCUCUGUCCUAAAGAGCAAUUUCGACGUGUCCUUGACAUCGGCACCGGCACCGGCUUCUGGGCUAUGGACUUUGCUAAUGAGCAUCCGGAAGCGGAUGUGAUCGGCCUGGAUAUCUCACGAGGUAUCCUUCCCAUCUAUAUGCCUCCAAACUACGAGUUUCAGAUCGAUGAUGUUAAAGAGCAGUGGACCUGGAGUCAAAAGUUUGACUUUAUCCACGGUCGUAUGCUGGGCGGAUAUUUCAGAGACUUUCCUGGCGGGUGGUUAGAGGUCAAGGAUAUCAACCUAAUGCCCCGAUGCGAUGACGGGACCCUUCCGCGUGACUCGAACUUGUUCGCCUGGGCACACGAGCUUGCCGAAGCUGCUGGCAGGAUGGGGCCGGGUUUUACGAAUGUCGAGGUUGUCAAACAUAAGUGGCCUAUGAACCAAUGGGCGAAAGACGUCAAGCAGAACGAGCUCGGCCGGUUGUCUCAAUCUUUCUUUGCCGAUGAACUUGAGACUAUCUCUGGGGCUUUGCUCGUACACGGCCUGAAUCUGAGUCACGAAGAGGUCGCGGUUCGAUGUACCUUGGUCCGCCGAGAGUUCAACGACCCCCAGAUCCAUGCGUACUUUCCUGUCUUUACAGCUUUUGGGAUGAAGCCUCAGAGAUAA
Thermothelomyces thermophilus ATCC 42464 is the source of this 684-nucleotide messenger RNA. RefSeq lists its product as uncharacterized. NCBI's taxonomy places the organism in Eukaryota, Fungi, Ascomycota, Sordariomycetes, Sordariales, Chaetomiaceae. The record is from RefSeq and is a predicted model, not a curated record. The transcript has 3 exons. Bases 1 to 684 code for a protein of 227 amino acids.